Penicillium alfredii is the source of this 402-nucleotide messenger RNA. RefSeq names its product TOM13-domain-containing protein. Gene Ontology annotation, cellular component: mitochondrial outer membrane. The transcript is spliced from 2 exons. Bases 1 to 402 code for a protein of 133 amino acids. The record is from RefSeq and is a predicted model, not a curated record. Gene Ontology annotation, biological process: mitochondrial outer membrane translocase complex assembly; protein insertion into mitochondrial outer membrane. NCBI's taxonomy places the organism in Eukaryota, Fungi, Ascomycota, Eurotiomycetes, Eurotiales, Aspergillaceae.
AUGGCCACCGAUGCCCCCUCCAACUCGCGAGUCGAGCUCUACGACUCAACCAUGACCGUCCCCUCUGACUCGGAGAACUACUCAGCGAACCAUGAGAUGUCAGCCUCAUCCCCGUCAAGCUCAAGUUCUCCCUUGAUCCUCUAUAAGCCUCCGACCAUCUGGAGCAUUCUCCGUGGAGCGGCCAUCAACCUCUUUUUGCCGUUUGUCAACGGCCUGAUGCUGGGAUUUGGCGAGCUGUUCGCCCACGAGGCCGCCUUCCGACUCGGAUGGUCCAACACCAAGAUCUUCCCGACACACCGCCGGUCACAUCCCGUUGGUCCUGGAGUCGAGAUUCGCGAGCUUCCUUCACAGCGCAGGCGGACCGCUCCCGCCGGGUUGAAUGACACCGCGUCCCUGGAAUAA